AUGUGUAGGUACGUAAUUUAAGAACGUGCCAGCUGAUAUUUGCGAUUUUUUGAGUGUAGACUCAACUUUAAACCGAUAUUGUAGGAUUCUGAGAGUCCAAAAUGUUUUGAGCAUAAUCUUGACACCUUUUACUUUGAUUUUGUAGUUGACAACUUUUUUGUACACCCACUCCCUGAGGUACUGUAGCGCUUAGAAAUGACGGCGCCCAAAAUGCGUACCAAUUGUACUCACCAACUUCCAAGCGCUACAGUACUCUAGUAAGGGGUCGUGGAAAAAAGUUGUCAACUAAAAAGUUGUAGUACUAGACGUCAAGAUUAUGCUCAAAAAUGUUGAGCGCCAGAAUACGUCUGUGAGCUCGACAAUAUAAGUUCGACGGACGGCAAAACAAUGAAUCACUUUUCUACUCAAAUCGUGCGAGUGAUAUCACUUGUUUGCCUUGACAGAUUGAGCAAAAGCCGCAGCUAUUUCGCAGUUUUUUUUAAAAGCUAUUUGAGGGCGUUUGUUUGCCUCAUUUCGAUGGAUAUAAGCGGCUCGAAAGUUUGUGAACAAUCCUAGCUGGCUCGCUUGUUGGUGGUCCUCAACGGAUCGCUCUUUAAAUUGUUCUUUACACGUCUCAAGUCUCGUCAGAUCAAAGAGUGUCUCAUCGGGUUUUACACACACAAAAACCUUUUUCCUUUGUCUAAAAACAAAAAGUCUCGAACUUUUCGCUUCUUUUCUCCUUUCCACUCUUUGUGCUAAUUCACAUGUUCACCGCUGCUCAUAAAAUCUCUGUCUCUUCGUGCUCGGCUCGGCUCGGCUCGGCUCGGCGCCGCCCGUUCCGCAGUCAGUUGGCGCGGCUGUGCAGAGCAGCAGCAGCGAAGAGCAGAGAAGAGUGCGAUUUUCAGUUUAAAGCCACCUCUCCACUCUAUUUUCGAAUAUUGUCGGCUUUGUGCAGCAGCAGCAGCAGCAGAAUGGUCGGUUUGAGACGCGCGACGACAAUCAACGAGACGACGGCCACACGUCGUCACAAGUUCGCGUUGAAGUACGAUUUGAACAAUAAUGGCGAGAAGAAGGAGCUCGACGCGCAGGAAUGUCCGUCCGGAGCCGGCCAGAGCGAGACGUUCGUCUGGGAUUGGCCGUUUAGCAAUGACGGUGAGAGGACUAGCUUUUUCUAGGCCCCAUGCCUCGGCUGCGGGUAGAGAUGCCGAAAAGUUGUCAACUGAUAAAAUGUGUAAAAAAUGUUGGCCAACAUUAUUGUAGUUGACAACUUUUUGAUAUCUCUACCCGCGGCUGAGAUAAAUCGUUUUGAAUAAACACUUUCUCCAGUGUUGACGUUUUAGCGCUUCAACUAUUGUCUAGUAUUCGGCUGUGGCCUAGCUUUUUCUCGGCCAUUGGUAUAAUCCCAAUUCUGCUUUCAGGCACUGCUCCGGGAGCCUACACGCCGGAAAAGUUCCUCGUCUGCUUGCCGUUCAACAAAGGAGGCACCGGAGAGAAAAACGGAACGGUAGGAACGAGUAUUGUAGUCUUUUCAAACGUUUGAGCACAAUUUUGACGUCUUGUACUAUAUUUUUGUAGUUGAGCACUUUUUUCUAGGACCACAAUAAUGUAGCGCUUGGAAGUUGGGAGCUCUUUUUCGGGUCAUGACUUCGGAGAGCUACAGUACGCUGGAGAGUGGUUAUAUGUACAAGUUGUCAACUACAAAAAUAUACUACUUGACAUGUACUUCAUUUUUGUAGUUGACACUUUUUUUGUACAAUCACUCCCUCAAGUACUGUGGCUCUUGGAAGUGAUGACCCAAAAAGUAGCUCUCGUUGCCACCCCAACUUCGAAGAGCUACAGUACUCCAGGAAGUGAGGCUAGAAAAAAGUGAUCAACUACAAAAAUGUAGUACUAGGUGUCAAGAUUAUGCUCAAAUUUUUUCAGAAUCAUAGAGCAUUUCAAAACUCCACAAUAUUCGUUUAAACUCGACAAUUCAUUUUGUGGCCUAGAAUCCGACCCUUGCUGUAAUAUCAAUAUCAAAUUUCGUCAGUUGUCGAUUGUAACGCGUCAAAAAAGUGUACCAUCACGGAAAAAGAAGAGAAAAAACGAAGAAGAUAUUAUCCAAUUCUAGAACUCGAUCAUUUCAGACAAAAAAGUUCGAGCGCAUCGCCGAGUCGGAUUUCUCGUGGAGCAUGGGCCUUUCGCGUGACGCCGAGCUCGGCUCCACAUGUUUUUGGCGGCUCGAAAUCGAGAUUAUCAGAAAUAUGAACGCCAUUGUGCUCAUUGCUUCCAGGUGAGUUUCAGGGCAUUCUUCCGAACCUACAAUAGUUGAAGAAACGUUCACUUUUUUGCGAUGCACCAUAGUAAAAUUGAAAUAUCUGAGCCUAAACUUAUUAUCAUAAAAAACUAUCAACUACAAAGUUGUAGAGCUGGAAAUUUUCUUUCAAAUGGUUGUCAGAACGUUUGAAAAUCUUGAAAAACAACCGAGAUACAUCAGCUCAAAGUUGAUCAAUUAUCGAUUGCAGAGACAUCAGCCGCUACUACGAGAACACGAAGCGUCUGAAGCGAGUGCGUAAAAUGUACCGUCUGCCCGACUACUACGACGUCUCCACAGUCACGACGGCCAUGUACGACUGGGCGGUCGUCGUCGAGGCGCAGAAAAAAUCGAUUAAUCGGCCGACGAUGCGCCGGGCCUCCACUUUUAUCUAA
Molecule: messenger RNA, 2667 nt
Organism: Caenorhabditis sp. 36 PRJEB53466
Lineage: Eukaryota; Metazoa; Nematoda; Chromadorea; Rhabditida; Rhabditidae
Source: the annotation of a GenBank genome assembly